This is a messenger RNA of Pleuronectes platessa (European plaice), 2252 nucleotides long. RefSeq names its product ankyrin repeat and death domain containing 1B (gene ankdd1b). The record is from RefSeq and is a predicted model, not a curated record. The transcript has 15 exons. Lineage: Eukaryota; Metazoa; Chordata; Actinopteri; Pleuronectiformes; Pleuronectidae. Gene Ontology annotation, molecular function: protein binding. Gene Ontology annotation, biological process: signal transduction. Bases 331 to 1992 code for a protein of 553 amino acids.
UUCCCGAUCAUAGUCACGGAGCACAGGGGACGAGUCAUGUUGAAUACACUCGUUUAGUAUCAGCAGCCAGCCUCUGAAGGGUGGGAGCUGGUGAAGCAAACAGGGAUCGGCCCUCCAGCGUUUAGAAAGAAGCUGGAGCACACUCGCAUUUCAACGUUUGCUGUCGACUAUUUGAAGAUGCCACAAACCUGAGCACAACACGUUCUCCUAUUUAUUUUGUGCUUCUUUUCUCCUCGGGUGUUUUGCUGUCCAAGGAGUUACAGACUGUUUGUUGCAUUAGACUAAGUCCGCCCUGGGUACACGCUUAAGGACAUUUAAAGAGCUUAAAAAAUGGAGGGGAAAGCUUCGGCUUUGAGGGCGGUUAUCAAGAAGCAUUGCCCGACCAAGGAGAACCUGGACCCCAGGACGUGGAUGAGAGAGGAGGAUUUGAGGGCCUUCUCUGACUUCAUACUGAACAAAAACACGGACAAAGACAUCGACAGGAGCUUUGACAACAAAGAGAUGUUGCUUGAUUCCGAGAGGGCGUUUAUGAAAGCAGCAAAGAGGAAUGAUGUGCAGACCAUGAAGAACCUUGGGAGAGGUCUGAAUCCCAACGCAAAGAAUGUGCACAACAGGACUGCCCUUCACUACGCAGUGGCUGGCAAGAACAAGGAGGCCGUUCAGCUUCUUCUGCAGCGCAGGGUCAAGGUGGAUCAGAAGGACAAGCACGGCGUGGCACCCAUUCAUCUAGCUGCCUGGUUUGGAAGUUUGGAGAUCUUGAAAUUAUUAGUGAAGGCCGGAGCUGAGCAGAAGGUCGAGAACGAGGAAGGACUGAACAUUUUGCACUGUGCUGCCAUCAACAACCACACUGAAAUAGUUGAAUAUAUUGUAGAUGAUCUACAGAUGAAAGAACUGGACAAAGAUGACCUGACAGGCCACCAGGCGUUUGCGUUGGCGGCAGAGCACGGAUGUGUUGACAUGUUACAGAUGCUGAUGAAUCCAUAUGAAAUGGCCUCCAUGAAGCCCAACAAGAGAGGCGACACGCCCCUGCACUUAGCUGCCAGGAACGGCCACUUGGACGCCGCACAUCUGCUGCUGCAGAGCUUUGAUACCCGGGAUGAAGUCAACAUGGAUGGUGAGACAGCUCUGUACCAGGCUGCAGACAACGCUCAUGAAGAAUGUGUGCUGGCCCUGCUGGAGGCCGGCUGUGACCCCAACAUCGCCACAACGGUCAACUGCAGUGCUCUCCAUCCAGUCUCAGAGAGAGGCGACAGAUCGCUUGUCCAAGUCCUGUUAGAAUACCAAGCCCAAACUGACUUUCAGAAUCAGAACCUAGAGGUUCCUCUCCACCUGGCAGUGACCAACAGUCACAUCCCCGUCAUCCAUUCACUCCUGCAAGCUGGCUGCAACGUCAAUGUCACCAACAAGAGGUCCCAGACUGUUAUGCAUCUUGCUGCAGAGCUGGCCAGGUUGGAAGUUGUGGACAUGCUUCUUAAAGCUGGGCUGGAUCUGACAAUCAAGGACAGGCAGGGUAAAACAGCUCUGGGUGUGGCAGCCAGAGCGAAUGAGGUGAUUGUUGUGGACAUGAUCAUCAAAGCAGAGAGAUAUUACAACUGGAAGUUGAGCAACCCUGGGCUUGAUGAGAGUGUUCAUAGCGAGUAUCCGCUAACGUUUAAACUCGACCACCACAAUGAUACCAGGCAGCUCCGUUCCAUGGCCUGGCGCCUGGCGUACGAGCUGCUGAAGCCGGGAGACUGGAAGAAACUGGCAGAACACUGGAACUUCACUAAGGAGCAAGUGUGGGCCAUCGAGGAGCAGUGGACAGGUCGGCAGAGCUACCAUGAGCAUGGGAACAGGAUGCUGCUGAUCUGGCUCCAUGGUGAGCAGUUGGCUCAGACGAACCCAGCAAAGGAACUCUACCAUGGCCUCAUCUUGACAGGGAGCAGGAAAGCUGCAGAUAAGAUUCGGAUGGAAGCAGAAAGUGUCGGCCAUAAGAGCUGCAGCAUAUCAUGAGGAUGAACAACAUUUACUCCAUGUUUACAUCUAUUUCAUCUACUCCCGAAAUAAUUUAUUUAUAUAUAUAAAAAAAAAAAUUCUGCAUCAAAUAAUGGACAAAUGGCUUGGGUUCAGUCAACAACCUGUGGUCUCAGUAGAAAUCAUCAGUAUCAUCAUCAGCACAAAUAUUUAAAAUGAUGUGGUUUUACACAUGACAACCUCACCUGUGCAUAAUUUAUAUUAAAAACAUUCACUGAAAUAAAUUUUGUAAUACUUAA